CCCCAGCAGCGGCCACUUUCUCUCUGCCGUCACCUCGCCUUUGCCCUGGCCCUGCUCGCCCCCCUCCGUUUCUUUCUUUUGAGAAGCCCGGGUAGAUAAGAUGGCCUAGUGAGAGAGAGAGAUGCAGAUAGAUAGAUAGAUAGGAUAGCUAGCUCUCUCCCAAGGAGACAUUCCCCGCUUUAUGGAUGCCAUGUGGUUACUGCCACCGUACGUCCUUAAUAACCAUCGCUAACCAGCCAUGCCAUACCACCCUCUAGGAGUGUUCCGGUGUAUCCCUCCCGCCCGCCUCCGUUAAGCUCCCCUCUUUCCCCCUUGAGGCCAACACCCCCCUCCCUCCCAGCUCCACCACAAACCUAGCCACGACUAUAAGGUUCCCACUUAGAAGUUAGAACAAGUCGCAACACAGCACGCCCCAACAACCCCACCGCCCAAGAACACGCCACAGGAAAGAGAAGAAUCUCCGGCCCGUCCUGUCCUAAUCGCACCGGCGAGAACGCGGGCGGGCUAGCUAGCUAGCUCCGGCGAGGCCGGAGACGGGAGACGCCCAUGGAGUACAAGAGGUCAUCGCAUGUGGAGGAGGACGAGGAGCUGGAGGAGGAGGAAGAGGAAGAGGAGGACGAUGAGGAGGAGGAGGAGGACGAGGAGGGGGCGAUGCGGGACCGUCGGCACCAGCACCAGCACCAGCACCCGCACCAUCAUCGCCACCACUACACCAUGGCGCCGGCCGCGGCCGCGCCCCCGCAGCACCUGCACAUGCAGGGCCAGGCUCCGCAGGUUCUUGGCUCGCCUGCCGCGGCUGCCUCCUCGCCCUCCUCCUUGAUGGAGGCCGCGGCUUUCUCCAGGCCCCUCCUGCCUCCCAACUCCUCCCUCGUCUCCUCGCCGCCGCCGCCGCCGCCGCCGCAGGCGCCGCCCGGCUUCCUCCUGCCCCAGCACCAGCAUCCCCACCGGAGAAGGGUGGACCGCGAGAGGGAGCGGGAGAGGACGGUGGAGGCGCCUGGGGAGGCCCACCGUCAGCAGCAGCAGCAGCAGCCGCAGCCGCAGCACCAGCAGCGCCAUCAGGAGCCGGCGAGGAAUGGCGUGCUUGGCGGUGGCACCAUGCCUCCCCCGCCGCCUACGCUUGCCAUCGUGACCGGCGGCGCCACAAGGGCGCCGGGCGAGCACGGUGGCGCCUCGGGCCCGGAGCCCCUGCCGUGGAGGUACAGGGAGUGCCUGCGGAACCACGCCGCGCGGAUGGGCGCGCACGUGCUCGACGGCUGCGGCGAGUUCAUGCCGUCCCCGGGCGACGGGCCCGCCGCGCUGGCCUGCGCCGCGUGCGGCUGCCACCGCAGCUUCCACCGCCGCGAGCCGGUGGUGCUGGUCCCCUCGCCCUCUCCGUCCCCCGCCUCCGCCGUGGUGUCCCCCUCCGCGACCCCGGCCGGCGCCAACUCCCGGCUCAUGCCGCUCCUCCUCGCCCCGCCGCACAUGCAGCAGAAGCGCCCGCACGUCCCGGCGUCCCCGAUGUCCGCGCCCGCCGCGCUGGCCGAGUCGUCGAGCGAGGAGCUGCGCGCCCCGCCGCCGCCGCCCCCUCCGCCGCAGGCGCAGGCGCAGGCGGCCGCGGGCGGGUCGGCCUCCGCGCCCCCGGCGCCGAGCAAGAAGCGGUUCCGGACCAAGUUCACGCCGGAGCAGAAGGAGCGCAUGCUGGAGUUUGCGCACCGCGUGGGCUGGCGCGUGCAGAAGCCCGACGGCGGCGUGGUGGACGCCUUCUGCGCGCAGGUCGGCGUGCCCCGCCGCGUCCUCAAGGUGUGGAUGCACAACAACAAGCACCUCGCCAAGACCUCGGCCACGUCCCCGCCGCCGCUGCCGCCGCUCCACCACGACCCCAGUCCUCCUGCUCCCCACCAGCACCAGCACCACCCCGCGCCGCCGCCCCACCAUCAGCAGCAGCAGCAGCAGCAGCACGGCGCAUGAGCGAGCGAGCGGGCAGCAGCAGCAGCACAACGCUAGAGGAUGCAUUAGCCAUUAGCAGCAUUUUUAUCAUUUGUCCCGUGUAAUCCCGUAACCUCAUCGUCGUCAGGUGUUAACUCGUGCGUCGGCAGUCACUUAGGAGGAGUAGACCAGACCAGUAAUGUGAGAUGAGGCAGCCUUGAACCCUGAGGCGGCAUGCAUGCAUUCACUCCUUCCUUCUUCCUCUCGCUCAUUGCUCUCGUCUCAUGGAUAAAUAACAAUGGCUAGGUUAGCACGGUGAGAGCCAACUGCUUCUUGCUUAGAUCCUACUCCCACAUUGAA
Triticum dicoccoides is the source of this 2265-nucleotide messenger RNA. Its product is annotated as zinc-finger homeodomain protein 7-like. The transcript has a single exon. Bases 547 to 1947 code for a protein of 466 amino acids. NCBI's taxonomy places the organism in Eukaryota, Viridiplantae, Streptophyta, Magnoliopsida, Poales, Poaceae. The record is from RefSeq and is a predicted model, not a curated record. Gene Ontology annotation, biological process: regulation of DNA-templated transcription; regulation of developmental process. Gene Ontology annotation, molecular function: DNA-binding transcription factor activity; transcription cis-regulatory region binding. Gene Ontology annotation, cellular component: nucleus.